This is a messenger RNA of Cinclus cinclus, 5277 nucleotides long. RefSeq lists its product as uncharacterized. Gene Ontology annotation, cellular component: cytoplasm; nucleus. The coding region runs from base 16 to 2622 and encodes 868 amino acids. NCBI's taxonomy places the organism in Eukaryota, Metazoa, Chordata, Aves, Passeriformes, Cinclidae. The record is from RefSeq and is a predicted model, not a curated record. Gene Ontology annotation, biological process: mRNA stabilization; male meiosis I; meiotic cell cycle. The transcript has 6 exons.
AGCAGGAAGCAAACCAUGGACACUCAGUUUUUCUCCCCAUUACUGGGAGCAGUCCCCAGUCCCCCCACACCUCCAGAGCUGUGCAGUGACUGGCUGGGAUGUGCUGAGGAUUUUGGAUCCCAAACUGCCUUCCAGGAGUGCCCAAAAAAGAGGACACCAGUAAAUCUUACUUACUCUGGCAAUGGCCCUGAUAUGUUUGGGUUGGUGUCAAGCAUUUUAGAGGAGCCAAACAAGGCAGAACCAGCUGCAGAUUGGAAUUCUCUAUCAAGAUUGUUUCCCCCUGUGUGGGCACCUGAUGUGGGCAGCACUGGGGAGUCCCCAGGGCUCCCAGCUCAGCACUGUGUCCAGAACAAGGAUUUUCCCAACUUGCUGGGCACCAGCUGCCAUCAGGAACCCCUGCAGGAUCCUUCUGAUGUGGAGAUGCUGCACAGAGGUUUGGGAGACCUUCAGCUCCUCGAGUCUUGGCUUUCUCCCCGUGCUCAUCCCAGCAAUGCCUUGAGGAACUCUUACCCUGAAAAUUCCUCUCUGCAGAGCAGCACCACGGCUCCCCAGGAAGGGUUUUCCUUCCCAAAUGGGAGCUGGAACCAGGAUUUGUGCACUUACGACCAUGGGAGGUUAAAUGGAGGCUAUGGAAAAUGUGGGUCCGAUUUUAGCCCUUUCUCUCCUCGGAACAGUUUGAAAGAAAGCCCCAGCAUCCAGAAGUGGAAAAGUGAAGGAGCAAGAGGAAAAGCUCUGAAAAAUUAUGCUCAAGGACAAACUAAGCAUUCUCCUGAUCUUUCCAGUCAGCCUGGUGAUAACUCUUGGGGUGAAGCAGCCCAGGACAGCCACCUGUUCUCUGAAAGAUAUGAAAACUUCAAUGCUGCUCACAAACUGGAGUCACCUGUCCAUCCAUCACUUCAUUUUUUCAAUCAGCCCCCUAAGGAAAAUAAUUUUUCUGGAGGAACAGGCAGAAAACCCCAGGAAUGCCACGUGCAAAAUGGCCAUCGUGGCUUUGCUUUGGGGGAUGCUUUUAAUAAUAAUAACAACAAUAAUGAGUGUAAAGUGAAUAUGGGCCCUAAGGAAAGCUCCCCUCGAGUAGCUGAAUAUGAUUUAUCUGUGAAAAAUGCUGUGCAGAGUGGGAGUUAUUCCUCAUACCAGGGGUGUGCCUGGCUGGAUGGGAAGAGCCCGGCAGCUGCAUCUGAAGUUCCAUAUGGAAAACAAAUGGCAACGAGCCCCCAGUCCUCAUCAGGGGUUUCCACCAUGUCUGGGGGCUCUCCCACCCACCAGCCUUUCUCACAGCCCUCCUUCUACUCCCAGCUCCUUCCUGCCCUCCCUCCCAGGAAAGAUGGGAGGUCGCAGACAUCAAAUGGAGUUUCCAGUCGUUUGGGGGUUCCUCAUUUCACCUCAGAGAGCCAGAAGCAGGUGAGAGCUGUUGGAAGAUGCCAGGAGGAUGCCAGGAUGAACAAGGAAGGGCGGUGCCGCAAAUUCCCCGUUGGUUUUUCACCCGACUGGGUCGUUCAGCACAGAGCUGCAGGUGAUGACCCUGCUGAGAAAUACCACAGGUUCCCGAAAAGGCAGAGCCAGGAAAGUGGCAAUAAAGAUGAUAGAAGAGGUAGAAGGAGUUGGAUCCCUCAUCUGGGGUCUGCAGCCCCAAACCGCCAGCCCUUCAAGGCGUUUCCCAAAAGGCACGAGCAGAAUGGUGGCAGCUUGUCAGACUUCAGCAAUCCUCCUCUGCUUCCUUCUUUCCCAUUCGUGGCUAAUUUUAAGCAAAAUCCCAGCUUCCCUCCAUUUAAUCACCAGCUGUUUUCAUCAGCGAAUAAUUUUAAUUUCCCUCCGCCACCGUUUCCAUUCUCGGACCUUGUUGAUCUUUUGCACUGUGAUGACUUCAACCCCUUGAAUCCCUUCCUCAGUGAUCUGUUCCCUGGGGAAAUCCCUGGCCCCUGCUUUGCCUUUCCAGCCCCGUUUAACAAGUUCAGAGCUCCCAGGAGCCGCAGUGGCCCCGAGGACGAGCUCCACACCCGCCUGGAGGAGUGCUACGAGCAGUGGAGAGCUUUGGAGAAGGAGAGGAAGAAGGCUGAGGCUGACCUUGCAAGGCACUUCCCAGGGCAGCACACCUCCAGCUGCAGCCCCAGCCCCGUGCCCCGGCUCCCUGCGAGCUCGUCCCGUGUGGAUCGCCUGAUCGUGGAGCAGUCCCGGGAGCGAGCCAGGGUGCUGGCGCUGCUAGGAGCCAUGGAGAGGCUUGGCGGCGCUCCCUUGCACAGGAACAUCUGCAGGACCUUGGAGCUGCACCUGGAAGCCAUCGAGGUGACGCGGGCCCGUCGGAAGGACGAGAUGGGGAGCGCCGCACGGCCCCAGAGUCGCGGGGUGCCACGCUACGGCAGUGCCCGAGAUGUGCUGGCCCUGGCUGCUGCCCUGGGAGCCCUGGCUGGUGCCACACGCAAGGCUCGCACCGCGCUCUGGUGCUCGCUGCAGGUGACUCUGCCGAAACCCCCUCCAGCUGCACCCCAAAAUCAGCAACUUCUCCUUCAAGGGCCACUGCAAGAGCUUUGUUCUUCGAGCACAAGCAGCCAGGAAAAAAGUGGCGCGGAGCACGAAGGCAGAGGAAAUGAAAAAGCUGAGGAAGCGACGAAGAUUUUGGAAUAAUCGCAGAUAAUCAAAGGAAAGCUGAGGAUGGGGAGGGAAGGGCUCAGGUCCUGCCCAGCACCCUGAGAGGUGGAUUCCAUAGGAUGCCAGGAAGAAGAAAGGGUUGAUUAAGGUGCCUGCUCAGUGCUGCAGGUGUGGGGCUGUGAUGCUGGUGUGGACAGACCCACCUUGUGGUGGUGGCAGUGCAGUUUUAACAUUGCUGCUGAGAAUUUUAAUGUUCAGAGGAGCUGAGCGUUUCCUCCUGUGCUUACCCACAGCUCUGAGUCCAGCCAGGACCUGAGCAACCAGAGCGUGGUAGAACUUAAUUCUCCUUUAUUUUUAAUUUUUUUUUUAAUUUAUUUUUUUUGUAAUGAAACAAUUUAGCGUAUUUCAAGGUACUCAAUAAUCGUUCAGGGUUUGUUUUAUCUUCAUUUUUAUUUUUUUUUUUUUUGCACCAUGUCUAGUUGUUUUCAGAGCCAAAGCGAUCACUGAGUGGUUUGCACCCCAUCAGUGUGCCAGGAGCAAUCCACGCUGCUGUGGUGGUGGAUUUUUUGUGACAGGUUAUCUCCCAGAUUCACAGGAAUAAUCAGUGUUCGGUGCUGGCUGUGCUGCCAGUUCAGUUUCCAGCAAAACUGGUGCAAACUGAGUUUUUCCAUAGAAUUGUCUGCUCGGUUUUUCCACUAAAAAAGUGGAUUUUGUAGCUUUGCAGUGUGAGCUGCAUGGAAGUGCUCGUUAGCAGGUGAUAGAAAACUCACUCAGGAUUAGAAAUCAGAUUUACUGAUUCCUCAGUGGGUUUAAAACCAGUAACAGGAUAACAUAGUAUGCACUUAAUUAAAAAAAAAAUACUUAUUUGUUAUUAAUACGUUUUCAUGGUACUAUAAUUAUUUUUCAGACACAUUCCAUAUUUAUUUUGAUGUCUUCAUUGAAUGCUUAUUUAAAAAUCUAUUUUAGUAACACAAAGUUAAAUAUUUUGCCAAAUCUUCCGAAUAAUCUAAUUUCAUGAUUUACUCAGGAACUCUGUAUAUUAUGAUAUAAAAUACACGUGGCAUAGGCAUUUUUUGGGAAAGGGACAUUUGCAAAAUAUUUACACAAAGCUAACUAUGUACUAGGUUACCAAAGCUGUUUCACUGAUUAUUUUUUUUUUUUUUAGUGUGGAAAGUUUAGUUUUAAUUGCUGGUAAUUAGUCUCCUUUGUGUGGCUUAGACAAUCAGCGUCUGGUUGUUCAGGGUGAAAAUUAGUAAAGAAUAAUUAAUUCAAGGUGUUAUCUUAGGGCAUUUAGGAAUAUUUUAAUGCUUUAACAACUUCCUGUUACACAACCUCCUAACACAUGCUAACGAUUAAGCCUCUUGAGUAUCAGGAUAUUAAUGAACAGCUUUGGAGAGCAGUUCUUGGGUUAAAAGUGAACUAAGUUGGGGAUAUAAACAAAAUAUGAAGGACAAAAAUGAAGAUUUUUUUUUUUUAAAUGUCAUGUAGCGUCCAGUGUGGAAUUUGACAUUUUUGUGGGUAAUUAUGGAACUGUUCCCGUAUAUAUUUGUACUAGCACAAUUGUUCCAAACUCAGCUGUGUAGUUCUGGACCCGUGGAUGUUUCUAGAGCAGAUUUUGUCUCAGUAGUGCCAUCCUUAACUUUAUUGAGGCAUGGAAAUUUGUAGCUAAAAUUUACCCAGGCCUCACUGUAAUCCACUCAGUGGAGUUGAACAGCAAAAGUAGACAGAAAUCAGAUUCUUAGUAUAGCAGAAUUAUGGUUUUUUUACCCUGAAGAAAAUGAAUUCCACUUAAAAGAUGAUUUUCAGCCUUAGCCUAAAAGAACAGGUACAUGAGUUAUUUCAGUGUGUUUCCUGUGUGUACAUGCAAUUUAUUUGCACAAACUUAUUUAAGGAGGUUCAAGCUGCAUUUGUCAAACUGAUUGUGCCCUGCAUCUUAAAAGUGGAGUUUGCAGUAUUGCAGUUUGUGGGUGAUUUGGGGGUUUAAUUACCCAAAUUAAAAUGAAUUUACCAUUGCUCUGCUGACACGAAAUCUGAAUUUGAGGGUCUGAAUCUUGUUGUGUUUAUUUUUUUUUUGUUUAUUUGUUUGUUUUUUUGUUCUCUUUACAGAACCAGGGUUGUUUUGUAGUGGUGAAUGUUUAGGGUAUAAUUGGUUCUUACUGUGCUGCUCACCUGUUAAUUAACAAUCUUAAUUAAUUCGUAGUUAAUGUGCCUUUAGCAGUCUCAUUUUUCCAGAGUGUUAAAAAGCUGUGUGGUUCCAAUUUGUUUGAAGAUGCGUUUUAAAGGGUCACACGUGGCUGCAUGUGACUGCAAUCAGCACAUGCUGUUAAUUAUAUUAAUUGCACACAGGGGAUCCUCCAGCUUUGGCUUCUUUAAGGAGCUCUGGAAUGUCCCCCUGGAUCAUGUGCUCCUUGUCAUGCCCUACAAAUGCUCGUGUUUCACUUUGCCUUGCUCUUUUCUUCACAAAACCUCCAAACAAAAAUAUAUUUUUUUUUCUUUUCAUUUAGUGCCCCUUUCUUUAAGUGAGUUGGUUGUGGACAGCAUCAGACCUACAGUGAGUUUUGUCUUCUGUUCUUAGUUUCAGAAUUAAGAAUUCAGAGUUUCCUAAUUGCUGCACUCCUGUUGUUUUAUUACAAAUCUUUUUGCAUUUUGAGGGGGAAAAAAACCCCACAUUUUUUUGGUAAAAUACCACCC